CAUAUAAUAUACGGUAACGCAAGCGCAAGACAGUUUUGAUCAAAAUUGUGCGGAAAGCAUACAACUGAAAAAUGUCAUCAAAAGUCACUCCUUUAAGUAUAAUAUUGGUAUCAUCCGGAUCAAAGGGUUACCGGUUGUUAUUUAGAUAUCCAUUUCAAGCAGAAAAACAGCAAGAAUUAGUUAAACGAGAUCUGUCAGAUAAUCCAUUUGCACUUCAGACCCCCGAGGAUGAUCCGUAUUCCAUCUCAACUAAUCAAUCAUCUACGAGACAGUCGUGUAUUAUAUCUGGUGAGCUAGACAACGUUCUGGCCAACAUCCUUACACCAAGUAACACAGAUCUGUGUGACCAGAGGUUUGAAGUCACAGUAGAUGAUGUCAAGUUCGUUGGCCAUCCACUUCUAGUACAAGAUGUCAAUGCAAAAUGGAGAGACGAUUCAUCUACAAGGGAAGGAUCAACAAUUAACCUGUUCAAUGUGGUUUUUGUCUUACAGGCAAGUGCAGACUGGUCUCUGGUCCACUGUUAUCAGGAUCUUAGCAAACGGUUAGCACUGGCUUUGAAGCAUGAAGAGAAGAGAUGUGGUUACCUGUCUCAUCAAGCCGUCAUCAUGGUCAGAGCAGAAGAUGAGGUCGCAGGUCAGCCUGAAGACUGCAAGGAAUCACCGUUUCAUCUCAUGUUACAAAGAAGCAAACUGACUCAGGAUCUAAGAGAUGUCUAUGAAGGUUUGCAUAAGAAUGGAAUAGCAAGGGUUUACAUCAAUAACUGGAUAGAAGUGAGCUUUUGUCUUCCUCAUAAAGUACACAAUGUUUCUGAGGUUAUCACUAUCAAGCAUAAUGGCAUUGAGAAGAGCCUUGGAGCUAUCAGACCAUAUCAUGCCAUGCUGUUAUUGGAGGAUCCAAACACGUUGAGGGCGUCCUUGCCUCGAGAUUGCUCUCCAGCUCUUCAUAGAAUUAUUCAUAUUGCCACGCCCUUGAAACGGCUUCAACAACUCUCGCAAGAUGCUGAUCUAGCUCUCUCACAGGUAUUUCAGCUUGUGGGCCAUCUUGUGUAUUGGGGUAAAGCUACGGUCAUUUACCCUAUCUGUGGAAGUAAUGUCUACAUUCUCUCACCUAAUGCACCUACAUCUCCUGGGACGCCCCUGGAUGUGGAAUUCCGAAUGAAGUUUGGCGAAUCCUUGAUCAAGGUUCUAGCUGAUUUCUCACUUCCACUACCAUUGAGUGAUCAUAGGAAUAGAUUGGCAGAGAGAGAGAGACCAGAGGGUGAGCUGAUCAGAAUUGUCAUGUGGCUUCUCCAAAAAAGGUUAUUGAUCCAGCUUCACACUUAUGUAUUCAUCAUCACCAACCCAACACUCGCCAAGAAGUCUUCUAGCGAUGAUCUAGAGAGGGAAGUAUCCACUCCACCGUCAGAAUCAUCACCCGUCACUAGAGGGCGCAAUACUCCUCAAGGGUCAGGCAGCGGCCAGGGAAGUGGACUUGGAGAAAAUCUAUCAUUUGACUCAGAUGAAUACAGUGUGAGCACAGGCUUUGCUAGCUUUGAUUCCUACUCAACGGAAGAAGGGCGUGGUCAUCCGAGAAGGAAGGUACUUGACAUGUUGACAGAACAUCUUACCAAGGAAGAGAAAGCCAGUGUUCUUGCCAUACCCCAUGCUAACAAUCCUGAAGAUAUCAAACUAUUUGCAAGGAUCUGUCCAUACUUGAGAGGGAUGCACCACCUUGAAGAGAUAAUGUACUACGAGAACGUGAAUCGCUCUCAGCUCUAUGCCUUGCUUGAGAAGUUUAGAGAGGUCCUGGUGACGUGUUCACACCAAGACGCAGCCAGCGUUCAGUACAAGGAAUUCUUAUGAUCAAGAUAGAGAUGUGAUCUGUUGGUAGAAAUAAGAUCAUCAGGAACUCUCAGUGCUACCUCUACGCAUUGCUGAAGAAUUACAGAGAUGUGAUGAUGACGCGUUCACACCAAGAUUCAGCCCGUGUUCACACAAGGAAGUGUGAUGAUUAGGACCACUUGUUGCCAGUCAGGACAGGGUAAGAGAGGUUGCAGUGAGGUGUGCUCACCAAGAUGAAGUCAGCAUUCAUAUAAGGAGAUAGUAAGAUCAAGGGAUCUCAUUGCUACACAUGAUUGGACUACGGAUAUCAUGAUGGGUUCACACUUACAUGCAGCUAGUGUUGGUCUUACAAAUUCUCUCAAACAUGUCAUCUUUUAUCUUUCUCAAAGGAGUAUACUAGUAAUAUGUUAUGAUGUGUUCAUACUGAGAUUGAGAUAGUGUUUGUUAAAAACAAAUUCUUGUGAACAUGGUAUCUUCUACCAUCGUAAAAUGGGGUGCAUAUAGAUGUGUUUAGUACCUUUCUCAAAGAGGGUACAUAUGUCAUGAUAUGCUCACACUAAGAUGCAGCUAGUGUUUGGUAAAACAAAUUAUUAUAUAGACAAGCACUGCAUUGUGUGACUUGUGUCAAGCAGACCUGUACAAAGCUACACUUGCCCCUCUAUUUUGAGCUUCAGAAGUAUCACUAUCAUCAUUUUCAUGUUCAAGUUAAGCCAAAUACAAAUACAAAUGAAUACAAAUGCUGCAAUGUGCUUCUCGUCUGGACUUUUUUUGGGAGGCCCAUUAUCAUUUGCUACUUUGGAUAUUUUAUUUUGUUAAGCAAGACGUGUAAACUAAUGUAGAUCUACUCACCGGUUUCUGCUCUCCUAUCGAUCACAACAGGCGGCUCAGUUAGGUUUGGAAGCCAUAGGAAGGCAUCAAGUUCAUAUUAUUGGGGGCAUAUUUUAAGGAGUGUAUCCCUCCCCGCCCCUGAUCUUUUUUUUUGACACUGCAGCAUUAUACUUGGUCUGUAAUAUCUUUAGCUUAUUUACCACCACUGCCUUCACUGCCUUAAACUUGAAUUCCGGCUCUCCGCAGGUGGUCAAAUCUGAUGACCAAUUCCCUGGUUAUCUACAGGGAAUUUUUCCAGAAUUCUGGAUACUUACGCGGGUAAGACCGUUAAACGAUUCUCUUUCAAAACACGCUGUAAGAAUAACCUGACUCUUGAAUUUGUCACCCCCAGUUAAAAAAGUUUGCCAUACUGCUUCAAAUCUCUUGAACAUUUUUUUUUCUUUCUGAUCCCAAGGCUGCUGCAUUCAUCAUUCAUUACUUAUGAGUUUUGUUGACAGUUUUCUGUUAUGUGAGUUUUGUACCAGUGUCCCUCACAUUUUGUUGUAGCCGGUACUUACAUGUCUGACUGCCUUUGGGCGAGCUUGAACACCAUAUAUGCCUGCCCGGACUACGACGACAAACAAAGGCUCGCACAUGUUCUCAUACUGGGUAAACAAUAGUCAAUACAGCUUUAUUCAAUCUAGUCUCUCCAUCCAUCAAAGCUGACUCUUUGGCUUGCUGGUUCCCUUCGCUACCAUCCAUACGCGAGUCAAUACCUUGAUCAUCAUCUUCCAACUAGAGAUUCUGGUGAGGCGAGAUGGGAGAUAACGGUUCCGGAUGAGUAAUUGUCGAUAGGUUGAUUGCUCUCACCUCCGGAUCCCCCACGGCGAGUGUCGGAGAGAUACUUCCUACCGCGAAGUCCUCCCAGAGGAAACUGGGUCCUUUAAACCAGUUCGCGCUACACAGCUGACUGGCGCUCAAUCCUCUGGAAGCAUGGUCAGCGGGGUUUUGAUCAGUUGAGACAUAAUGCCAUUGGUCGGGAGAAGUCCUAUCUCUGAUUAGCUGGACUCGAUUAGCGACAAACCUGUGGAACUUCCGUGCAUCAUUGUGGAUGUAUCCCAGGACUACUUGGGAAUCUAUCCAGAAGAAAUCUUUGGCAUCAUGAUACUCUAGCUCUUCUUUCAACAUAGAGUGCACCUUAGCUGACACAACUGCCGCUGUCAACUCUAAUCUGGGAAUUGUAACAACCUUGGUUGGCGCAACCCUUGAUUUGCCGAAGAUCAGACAACAGUGAACUUCCCCUUUCUGGUUAAUGAGACGCAAAUAAGAACAUUGGCCAUCACCAGACUUGCUGGCAUCCAAGAAAUGGUGAAGCUGCACUGUUACCUGAUAACCAAACUCAGCAGGAUGAUAACACCGAGGUAUUCUGAGCUCCUCUAGCUGUGGGAUUUCCUUACACCAUUGAUCCCACCUUGACUCCAGGUUCUCGGGUACUGGAUCAUCCCAUCCAAGCCCGCUACGACACAUUUCUUGAAGGAUUCUCUUGCCAUCGAGCACAACCGGAGCCACAAAUCCAAGAGGAAUAUACAGGGAUGCGACUAUGGAAAGAAUUCCCUGCCGUGUCAUUGGUUUCUCUUUCAGGGAAAUUCUGAUACAAAAGGCAUCCGUGGCCACAUUCCAAACAAUCCCCAGAGCACGCUCUACUUGAUCCUCAAAAUCCAAAUUUGAGUCGAUGACCCCACUUGCACGCUCAGACUUUGGCAGACUCUCCAGAACUUCCUUGGAAUUCGAAACAAACUUGUGGAGACGUAAGCCACCCUUGCUGCAAAGUUGUCUGGCUUCAUUGGCCAACUGGAUGGCUUCCUCUUCACUGGCUACACUCACCAGCCCAUCAUCUACAUAGAAGCUGCGCUGAACGAAGCGAGACGCCAAAGGAAAUUCAUUGCUGCACUGUCUAGCAAGAUACUUUAAGCCAUAAUUGGCGCAACCUGGCGACGAAGCAGCUCCAAAAAAGAUGAAAGUUCAUGCGAUAAUCCACUGGCUUCUUGCUGAUGUCGUUAUCUUGGAACCACAGGAAACUCAGGAAGUCCCGGUCAUCCUCAGCGGCCCUAAACUGGAAGAACAUCUUCUCAACAUCACAUAGUACUGCUACGUUGUGCUUCCUGAACCGACAAAGGACUCCCACCAAUGAGUUCAUCAUGUCCGGUCCCUUGAGCAGAUGAUCGUUAAGACAGGUGCCGCCAUACUUCGCGGAACAGUAAAAACACUUCCAAUGUAUCGUCGAAAUGGCCUCGUCGUCAUCAUCAAGAUGGAUUAAAGGUAAAAACAGAUUUGCCAUAACGAAUUCGCCAUGAUGUGACUGAUCGAAGCUAUUUCGCUAAAUGAACUCGUUGAGUGGACUCUUCAAGUAAACCAUUAAAGUUCAAAAGGAAGACAGCCAAGAGGAAAAUUUGUAAGUUUGUACAUCAUUUUUUCUGCUAGAUCUGACAGUUAAAACCAGAUUUGAAGUGUUGAAGUCAUUGAUAAAGUGACAUCGGACCUAAAGAUCCAUUAUGACAAAGCAAGAAAGGAGCAAGAAGUCGAAAGAAGCCCGGACAACCAAGGUUGUUAUUCGCUGUCUACCAGUGACAGACCUGGAAUGCCUUACCAAUCUUUGCUGGUGCAGCAGCUGAUGUGGCCUCUUGUGCCACUUCUUUGAAGACACCAUAUCCAUAGUCAAAGGGCAGGGUAUCUUUUUGUCAGUGUCAGUGACAUUCAUGGCUGCCAAUCCACGAUUUCACAUGAGUCUCCUUCCUCUUUCGGUAGACAUGGGAUUUCCUUUUUGGCCCAUGUGGGGUCAUAACCUCUAGACCACAACGCCCCCAUGUGUUUGUCUUAUAAUAAAACACAUAUACUGUAAUCAAAUAUGCAAGGGGCAGAUGAUUGCAUAUCACAUUUUUUUUUCAUGAAGAAUUCAAACGCAAUAAAUGUAUUGCUGGCAAGCGAUCAGGCUGAUAAUGACGAUUUGUCUGAAGCGUAAGUAGGAAAUAACUUUAUCUUGGUUGUCAGUCUUUGACUAUCUUUGAUUUCACUUUGACUUUCAGUAGCUAUAAUUCACUCAUUAAUCCAUUUCCUCAGUGAUAAGCCUUGAUGACAUGAUUUGGCUCUCCAAUAGCAAAAUGAGAUUGAUCUCGCCGGUGUUGUACAUGUUCUGAAGACGAGUUACUCUCUGCUCAAGACGUCUCCAUAUCUUUCUCCUGAUCGGCUGGAGCAUCCCAAUUCUUGCUUGUCGCAGCCUUGAUGACAUAUUUUGGCUCUCCAAUAGCAAAAUGAGAUUGAUCUCGCCGGUGUUUUACAUGUUCUGAAGACGAGUUACUCUCCGCUCAAGACGUCUCCAUUUCCUUCUCCUGAUCGGCUGGGGCAUCCCAAUUCUUGCUUGUCGCAGCCACACUCUCUCCUGGCGUUCGUUAUCUUUAUAGAUGCCGGAUGAUAAUCCAGAGAGAUGGAUGAUUUACCCCAACAGCUCGAUUUCAUUUUAGAUGACAUGCUGAAAUCCAAUUAAAUUCAAGUAACAUUUAUUUCUUUUUCGAAAUACAUUUACAACUAUUGUUAUAAUGAAUGAACUUUGAUGCUAUGUUCACCUGGCAUGUAUCCCAAGCCUUGGAAUAUAUCCUCAUAUUUUUCCUUCAUGUUGGUUCUCACGGCUUGUACCCUCUUGAUUAGGUUGAGACUUUGACAUGCCUUCAGUCCCAACACUGGCUGUACUUCACUGUCAACCAUCUGAAAUUCUAUGUUGUAGAAUUUUCUCUUAUAUGUGCAUACAAGUUCAGUUUUUCCUGCUGGAAUUACCAUGUGCUUCGACACAUCCAAUACUAGUCUUGCGUUGGGCCUCUUUUGCACUACCUUGUGUAUAACAUUGCAUUGCACCCCCCCUGAAUCCAACUUGCAUCUUAGUGUUUUGCCUUUGACUCCCAAGUCUACGAACCAUUGGUCUUCCUUAGAUGACUGAAUUACACCAAAAGGGUAAUCCAUCAAAGCAGAGAUGCCAACCUCUUGGCACAAAAAAUCAGAUUGAAUAUCCCCCAAAAUCAGAUAUUUGAGUGAAAAAUCAGAUUUUCACGGAAACUAAGAUAAUGUGCGCGAAGCGCACAUCACGAGCGCGAAGUCCUAUCGGCCGGGGGCUCUGGGGUUCUAGAUGCUCUCUGGUGCAAUCUGAGCAUAUUUGAGUGACCUUUUUCUCUCAAAUUUAAUCCAAGUUUUGAGGUAAUUUUUAUGUUAUAGAGCCUCUACUCCAGAUAUAUAGAUAAAUUUAUCUGUGAUCCUGUUAAUGAAAGAGAAUUAAGAUGUACAAAACAACAUUCAAUUG
This is a messenger RNA of Lytechinus variegatus (green sea urchin), 6972 nucleotides long. It is a transcript of the gene nprl3, whose product is annotated as GATOR complex protein NPRL3-like. Bases 72 to 1841 code for a protein of 589 amino acids. NCBI's taxonomy places the organism in Eukaryota, Metazoa, Echinodermata, Echinoidea, Temnopleuroida, Toxopneustidae. Gene Ontology annotation, cellular component: GATOR1 complex. The record is from RefSeq and is a predicted model, not a curated record. The transcript has 14 exons. Gene Ontology annotation, biological process: negative regulation of TORC1 signaling; positive regulation of autophagy; TORC1 signaling.